Ochotona princeps (American pika) is the source of this 20970-nucleotide messenger RNA. RefSeq names its product spectrin repeat containing nuclear envelope protein 2 (gene SYNE2). Gene Ontology annotation, molecular function: protein binding. The transcript is spliced from 116 exons. The record is from RefSeq and is a predicted model, not a curated record. The coding region runs from base 252 to 20921 and encodes 6889 amino acids. NCBI's taxonomy places the organism in Eukaryota, Metazoa, Chordata, Mammalia, Lagomorpha, Ochotonidae. Gene Ontology annotation, cellular component: membrane.
GCGCGGGGAGGCGCGGGGCGUGGUUUGCAGCCCUCGGAGCGCCAAAGAGCCGAGCGCGCUGUGCUGCACCCGCCCGGAGCCUCCCGCUGCACCGAGAGACCGAGGAGGAGGACGCGCACCGAGGCGAGAGCGAGCUAGCUAGUGAGAAGGGCGAGCAGGGGUGCCUGCCCCGCGCCCUUCCCACCUCGACCCGGCGGACGGCGGUUCACGGCUGGGAGAUGGACAGGAGAUAGCCUCCACUGAGUGCAACCAUGGCCUCCAGCCCCGUGCCUCCCACCGAAGACGAGCAGGUGCCGUUGGCCAUCCAUGAUCUCCAUAUUUCACUGCAAGCUGAACAGGAAGACACUCAGAAGAAAACCUUCACCUGCUGGAUAAACUCACAGUUAGCAAAGCACACCCCUCCCUCUGCUGUCUCGGACCUCUUCACAGACAUUAAAAAGGGGCACAUCCUCCUGGACCUGCUGGAGGUGCUCUCUGGCCAACAACUGCCUCGAGAUAAAGGACUUAACACCUUCCAGUGCAGAAUCAAUAUAGAACAUGCCCUGACGUUCCUAAAGAACCGAUCCAUCAAGCUCAUAAAUAUUCAUGUUGCUGAUAUUGUAGAUGGAAACCCAUCCAUUAUUCUUGGCCUCAUUUGGACAAUUAUAUUGCAUUUUCAUAUCGAAGAGCUUGCCCGGACUCUUUCUUGCGAUUACAAUCCACCUCCCGCGGACGAUGUGAACGUACCCGAUGCGUCUCCUACCUCAAGUCCUCCAGCGAAGAAGUGCUCCAAAGCCCAGGAACGAUGGCAGAUGUCUGCCAAGAAGGCUCUUCUCUUGUGGGCCCAGGAGCAGUGCGCCACGUAUGAGGCUGUCAGUGUGACGGAUUUUAAGUCCAGCUGGAGAAACGGACUGGCUUUCCUGGCCAUCAUUCACGCCUUGCGACCAGACCUGGUAGACAUGACAAGUGUGAAGCACAGAUCCAACAAAGACAACCUGACGGAGGCCUUCAGAAUUGCAGAGCAGGAACUGAAAAUCCCCAGGUUGCUGGAACCAGAAGAUGUGGAUGUUGUUAAUCCUGAUGAAAAGUCCAUCAUGACUUACGUGGCGCAGUUUCUGCGGUAUUCCAAGGAUGCACCUGUGGCUAGACACGAGUCUCAGGGAGGGGUGAAGGAUGCUGCAGACUGGCUGAGACAGCAGCGGAACAAGCUGCAGAAGGCGCUGGAAGAGUCUGAAAACGAGCCGUACUUUAAUAAGUAUCACAACUUCCUGUCCUUUAUGGAAUCAUUCAAUGGAGAAAAAACAUCCUUCUUGGACCUGCUGCCAGUGAAGAAGCAUCCAGGAGAGCUGAAUGAGGAAGAGUUACAGUUGAGAGGCGACUGGGAUAGUCUCAACCAGCAGAUUAGCUUGUGGAAAACAGAGCUGAAUCGUGCCCUGCCCUCACCUCUCCAUCAGACGGAAGCUUGGCUGCAGGCGCUGGAGGAGCUAGUGGAUGGCGACUUGCCAGCCUCCCAGGACUGCGUGGAAGCCAUGGCACUGACACAGGAGAAAAUGACUUUGUUCAAGAGUCUGAUGGAUGAAUGGGACCACAAUUUGAAUACUCUCACGGCAUUUGAAAACAGAGAUGAGAAGCACUUGCCGUUGGUACCACCUGACAAAUUGGAGGAGAUGAAAAGACGAAUCAACAACAUUGCGGGGAGGAAUUUUGCUGCGCUCCUGGAGUUCCAUUACCACAGGUGCUCGGUUCUUGGAUUGCUGCAUGAAGUGAGAUCGAGGUUGGAAGUAUGGAACGCCAGAUAUGGGAACAAGGCCUCUGUGGAAGUGCUGCAGGAAGACUGGCAUAAAUUUAUUGAAGAAAAAGGGCUCCUGGUUCAAAUUGACACUUCUUUUCAAAAGUGUGAAGAAAUUUAUAAAGAUUUGGCUGGAGAAUGUCAGUAUAUUAAUGAACAGUAUAAAACGAUGGAAAAUAAUGUUUGCAUGUAUAAAAAACAUAUAUAUAAUGUGAAGUCCACACUACAGAAAGUUCUGGCAUGCUGGGCUACCUAUAUGGAAAAGCUUCGCUCACUGAAGGCGUGUUUCGAGGAGACAAAGAAGGAGCAGAUUAAGGAGGUUCCCUUUGAGGUAUUAUCCCAGUGGAAUGUGGAGCAUAUUACCUUAAAUGAAGUGGGAAAUUUUUUAAUUGGAGUCAGUACUGAUGAAGUCGGAUCAUCCAUUUCCAAGGAAUUGAGGCGGCUAAAUAAACGGUGGAGGAAGUUCAUUACAAAAACUCAGCUUGAGAUGAAACUGCCGUUAGUUAAAAAACAAGAUCAGCCCAUUCUUGACAAUUCUGGAAAUAUUUUACUACCUAAAGAGGAAAAACCAACGGUUGACGUGUUGGCAGAUAUGUCUUCAGAAGUUCCUGAAGAUCACCGUGAGGACCUCAAGGCUGGAGAAGAACAUGAAGAGAAGGAAGAAUUCAUGGGGCAGCUGAACGUGACUAGAGAGGUGGAAAAUCUCACCAGACAAGUGGACAUCUGGGAGGCAGAAACCAAGUCUGUUUUGGAUCUGCUGAGACAGCAAGAUGAUGUGGGCAUGCCCAUGGAGGAAUCCUUGCAGCAUCUCAUUGCCAAAGGCUCCAUGUAUGAAGAGCUGGUGGCCAGAACUGAAGAUACUUUACAGAUAGAUGUGCAGAACAUUUCAAGCCAGGAGUCCCUUCAACAUGUUCUCACAACUGGACUGCAGACAAAGAUUCAAGAAGCUAAAGAGAAAAUCCAGAUCAAUGUGGUGAAACUUAUUGCAGCAUCAAAGAACUCAAGUGAUAUAUCCCCGGGCCUGGAUGUCAGGCUGCAGGUGCAAGAAUCUCAGAAGGAGCUGGAAUCUCAAAUCACCAAGGCUGAGCAGCUGCUUGAGCAAAGAGAGAGCCCCACUGCGCUCAUUUCAAAAUACAAGGACGCAUUAAUGCUUUUGAAUAGUAAGAGCAUGGCGAAGUACUUGAAAGCCCUUGAAGAAAUGAAACACAGCGUAACUGAGGAUGCGCAGCUGUCUUUGGGAGAGAAGAGCAGAGACGUGUGUGCCAAGUGGGAGUCUCUUCAUCAUGAAUUGUCUUUGUAUAUGCAACAACUGAAGGUAGAUAUUGAGAAAGAAAAGCUGAGUGACUGUAUUUCCAAACUCGAAAAGCAGAUCAAUAGAGAGAAGAAGCUUCUUCGCAGAGGAAGGACCAAGGGCCUCCUCCAGGAGCACGAGGCUUGCUUCUCUAAGGAAGGCAUCCUGCAGCAGCUUCACCAGCACAGGGAUGUCCUCAGGGAGCUGUGUGAGGAGCUCACUCUCCAGGAGAGUCAACAGGAAGUGAAGCGAACCCUCAGGGAUUACGAACAGAAGAUCGACAGACUCCUGCGAUGCGCCUCUGAGAUCCACAUGACACUGCGAGACCCAUCGGGGAACAAGGAGUCCGUAGCCACAACGGAGAAUGGAGGAAGGGAUUCGCACAGUGAGGUGCCGUUUGCAAAGUCUGAUAACGAGCCAUCAAACGAAAAGGCAAUAGAACCAGUUAAUGUUAUCCUGGCAUCAGAAAUGAAGCCUCAACAAGGAGAAAGCAUUAUGGAGAAGCAUGACAAGGACAUACAGAGUUUACAAAACAGGUGUAUAGCACAGAAAGAAAUUCUUGAAUCACACCUUCAGAGCAAUAAAUUUAGGAUUCUUUCUGAGUUCUCCAGUGAAAAUGAAGGGACUACUGCUUGUCUACAGGAUAAACUGAGAGAUCUUCAGGGCUUAAAAAAUGAAACGGAUGAUCACUGGAAGGAAUUUGAAAUCACCUCCUUCAAGUUGGAGAACCGUGUGAGUGAUGCAGAGAAGCCGCUGAUAGUUAAGGCAAGAGAUGAACUUCAGGAGCAAGAACGAGAGCUUCAGAUGGCUCUUCACGCCAGACUGGCAUCUUUGGAGACAGCACUGCGGUUGGUGUCACCCAUAGAGAAGGAAUCAGUGUCCCUCUGUGGCUUGGACUUGUCCCUCCAUGAACUGGUCAUCCAGGAAUCUUGUGUGCUCAAUGCUGAUGGCAUUCAUCAAAACCUAAGGGAUAUCCAAGAUUCCAUAGCAAAACAGAUUGAACUAUGUAAUGAGGAGUUGGAUACCUUUGCAUCGAAAGAAUUGCACCCAUCUGACCUGCAUGCAACCCAGAAUAUUGUGCUGUCAUGCAGAACGCAGCUUGAAGAAAUGAGCCACAAGGUGCAGGUGCGGGAAGAAGCCCUCCGAGCCGUGGAGGACUUCUUGGCCUCUCUGAGAGCAGCUGGCCUCUCAGCUGAGGGCGUUGCAGACUGGCUAGCCUUGAAUCUGCAGGAAGCACCUGGAAAUACCUCGCUGGGAAAGAAUGAAGGAAGAGCAAUGGAUCCACUGAAGGACAAGGCCAAACAUUUGGAUGAGCGUUUGGAGACACUUGGUAUACGCUUUAAAGAUAUUGAACAAGGAGAAAACACCUCCUGCGAAAAACUAGUUGAUGCUUUGUCCAUAAAGGUGUUGGAGAGGCAUGGGUGCAGCCUAAGGGAGGAACUCACCGAGGAAGCCGAACUACUGAUGGCUUGUGCUUCCAAAAACAACGAGCUUUUUAAAAAUAUUCAGGAAGUGCAGAACCAGAUCAGUAAGGUUGGCCUGAAGGACCCUACCGUCCCCGCCGUGAAACAUCGGAAAAAAUCAUUAAUCAAACUGGAUAAGGAUCUAGAUGGCUACGAAGAUGAGAAGAGGCGCUUAGAAGAAAUGUCUCAUUCUCUUCCCCGGUUCCAAGAUGGCAGAGACAUCGCGCUGAGUCAGCAGUGCCAAAGCACAGUGCUCUUAUGGGAGAACACAAAAGCUUCCAUCACCGAAAGCCUUGAUCAGUGUGGAAGAGUCCUGGAGCUCUUGAAACAAUACCAUAAUUUUAAAAGUAUCUUGACAGCUUUGAUUCAGAAGGAAGAAAACGCCAUCUCCCUCCAGGCUUCGUACAUGGGCAAGGAAAACUUGAAGAAAAGGAUAGCGGAGAUUGAAACUAUCAAGGAAGAAUUUAAUGAACAUGUAGAAGUUGUAGACAAGAUAAACCAGAUCUGCAAAAAUCUACAGUUUCAUUUAAAUAAAAUGAAGACCUUUGAAGAACCCCCUUUUGAAAAAGAGGCAAAUAUAAUUGUCGAUAGAUGGCUUGAUAUAAAUGAGAAGACAGAAGACCACUAUGAAAAUCUUGGUCGUGCUUUAGCUUUGUGGGACAAGCUUUAUAACUUAAAAAAUGUGGUAGAUGAGUGGACUGAAGAGGUUCUUCAAAAAAUGGAAUUGCAACAGCUGACCGAGGAGGCAAGAGAAAGGCUGAAGGAAGAGCUACAAGUCCAUGAACAAAAAUCUUGGGAGUUUUCCAGGAGGGUGGCUGAAAUACAGUCUCUGCUGCAAAGCAGCGAGAAGCCUCUUGAACUGCAGGUCAUGGAGUCCUCUGUCUUGAAACAGAUGGAACACGCCAAAAGGUGUCUGACAGGAGACCCUGGCUGCCCUGUGCUCGGGGACAGCCCUGCUGAGCUGAGGGAGGAUUUGCACCAGGCCAAGACCCGGAUCGGGAUGACAGAAUCCCUUCUAAAUGCCCUGUCCCCUUCCGACAGCUUGGAGAUCUUCAGUAAACUUGAGGAGAUACAACAGCAGAUCCUGCAGCAGAAGCACAGUAUGACAGUGCUUGGGAACCAGAUUGGUCGUAUGACUCCUGAACUCUCCGAGCUGAAGAAGCAAUACGAAAGCGUCAGUGAUCUAUUCAAUACCAAGAAAAGCCUCCUGCAGGACCACUUCUCGAAGUUACUGAAUGAUCAAUGUCAGAACUUUAACGACUGGUUCAGCAACGUUAAAAUGAACCUUAAGGAGUGUUUUGAAUCAUCAGAAACCAGAGAGAAAGUGGAACAAAAGCUGCUAAAACUUUCCGAUUUCUUGACCCUGGAAGGAAGAAGCAGUAAAAUCCAGCAGGUGCAGACUGUCCUGGAACAUGUAAAGAAGCAUCUGCCCAAGGCACACGUCACUGAGCUCAACAGUUGGCUUUUGAGUCAAGAACUUGAAUUGGAGCAAAUGGAGUCUGUGUGCCAGGCUCGAGCAAAGCAAUUGGAGGACUCCUUGCAGCAGCUCCUGAGACUCCAAGAUGAGCACAGAAAUCUGAGUAAAUGGUUGACUCAUCAAGAAGACAAGUGGAAAGAGAUGGAAGAUUCGGAAGAGAAAACUGAGCUGAUUUGCCAAGCUUUAGCUAGAAAGAGGGAACAGUUUGAAUCCAUGGCCCAAUUGAACAGCUCAUUGAAGGAAUUUGGGCUUAACGAGGAAGAAGCAAUAACAAUAGAGUCAACACGUCUGCUUGAUAGAUACCAGGGUUUACUGAGACAAGUACGUGACAUCGAGGAAGAGGACAAGUUACCACGUACUGAGGACCCGAGUUUUAAUGACCUUGCACGUGAUGUAAUUCAUUGGAUAAAGGAGAUUAAAGAGUCACUUAUGGCUUUGAACUCAUCUGAAGGCAAAAUGCCACUCGAAGAACGGAUCCAAAAAAUAAAGGAAAUCAUUUUACUAAAGCCUGAAGGGGAUGCCAAAAUACAGUCCAUCCUGAGGGAAGCUGAGAGCAGCGAGGCGCCCUCUGUCCAGGAGACGCUUACUGACAUCAAGAGCCGUUGGGACAACACACUCUGUCUAGCCAACACGUACCUCAGCCAUCAAGAAAUGCUUCUGCUAGAAGGAGAGAAGUAUUUGAAAAGCAAGGAAGACCUGAGGCUGAUGCUCACAGACCUGAAGAAGAAUCAGGAAGCUGGGUUCGCCCUGCAGCACGGUCUGCAGGAGAAGAAUGCUCAGUUGAAUAUUUAUAAGAAGUUCCUAAAGAAAGCCCAAGACUUGACAUCCUUGCUGAAGGAGUUGGAAUCUCAAGGAAACUACCUCUUGGAAUGCACUAACAAUCCCAGCUUCAGCAAGGAGCCUUGGCUGGAGAUAAAACUCCUGCAUAGAAGUCUGCUUCAGCAGCUCCAGGAUUCCGUGCAAAAGUUGGAAGGUCAUGUUCAAGAGCACCAUUCCUACCAGGUUUGCAUCACAGACAUGAAUGCCACAUUGGACAGUCUCUGCAAGGAGUUUUCCAGUUUUGCUGAGAAACCAGAGGCUCAAAUUGCGGCUGAGGAGAAGCUGCAGAAACUGGAGGAGCUAGAGAAUCAACUCCGUUUACAAGAUGACACUUUAGACAAGAUUUCAGCUUUAGCAAAAUCCGUCAAGCAAAAUACGUCUUCCGUGGGCCAGAAGAUGAUUCAAGAUGAUGUAGAGGCACUUCAGCGUAAACAAAAGGAUUUGGGAAGCCGAAUUGAGUCUGCUAAGGAAGAGACGGAAAGUUGCCUCAACAACAUGCUCAGGUGGAAACACUCCACAGAAGAGGAAGAGAAGUUUCCUCUGCCUGGUGGAGAACAGAAGGAAGGGGAGGAGGAAGAAGAGGAGGAGGAGGAGGCAGCUGCGGUGGAAAAGUGGGAGGAAGACCAGGAGAUGAACCAGAAUUCAGCUGUGGAGACCAUUUUGUCAAAACAGCUUUCAGUUGAUGUUCAAGGAAGCAUGAAAAACAACGAGGAUGAGCAGAAAGUUAAUGAGCUGCGAGAUCAACCUUUAGAAUUGGACAUGAUGUUAAGAAAUGAACAAUUAAAGGAGAUAGAGGAGUUACUUACCCAGCUGGAAGCAAAGAAAGCCGCCCUUGAAGCACUGGAACCAAGCACACACCUGAACCAAGCUGAAAACAGUGUCAUGAGUCUCCGUGAUACAAGAUACCCAGCCCAGCACUUGGACAGACUGCUUCAGGCACUUGUGACUUUGAAGGAAGAUAAAGAAAGCCAGUAUUGUCUCCUGCGAGAUUUUCAGGAACAACUCACUGCAGCCCAAUGCUCCAGGAAAGCCAUGUUGACAGAGAAGGAGAGUGUCAAAGGAGGAUCCCUGGAUGCUGCAACCUAUCUGGACAAAAUGAAGGAAUUGUUGGCAUCCAUAGAAAGAGAAAAAGGGUUUUUAAGCAAGCUGAAAAUUGAGUGGGAAGAUGUAUCAAAACUUCUGACUGAUAUGGAUAAGAAGUUGUUGGAAAGCCAGAUGCAGCAGCUUGCACGUGGCUGGGAGCGAGCAGAACAGCUGGUCCAAAGGAAGCAGUCCCAACAAGCAGUGCAGUCUGCCGAGUUCACCUCCAUCAUGAGUCAGGUCCGCGACCUGGAGCGCUCUCUGCAGCGGCAGCAGCAGUGUCUACAGUCAUGGCUGCGAUCCUCUGACAGUCAAGAGGGAAACCCAAGUGUGGUUGCCUUGGCUACUGAGCUUCACACGACCAAGCACCGAUUUUCUGUCUUGAAGGGGCUAGCUGAACUGCAAAUGAAGAGGAUUUGGGGAGAAAAAGAAAACAUGAUUUUGGAAGAGGCAAUAAAUAAUUUGAAAAAUCAAUGGGAAGCCUUGGCGCCAUUAAAUCUAGAGGUAGAAAAUCAGAUUAAGAAGUGUGACAUAAGGAGCGAGGUGAAGGAAGCCACCCAGUGGAUUGGAAAUCUGUUGGGGGAACUCACUUCCCCAGUUUCCCUUCUCCCGGAGGACAUUGUUUCACAGAUAAGAAAGUGCAAGGUGACACAUGACAACAUUCUGGAUAAGCAGCAGACCCUGGAAUCCUUGGUUGGGAAAAUCAAAGAUGGCAUCUCUAAUCUCCCGUCAGAUGAGAGCAAUGAUUUAAAUGAACUCCUGGUGGAUUUACAGAAUCAAUACCAAGCACUAGUUUUAAAAUCAACUCGAAGAUCCCAGCAAUUAGAACGUCAGUUGGAAGACAGAAGUAAGCUUUUUGGCAUGAUAGGGCAGGUGUAUUGUACACUGCAGAAGAAUGAAUUGCUCAUGAUGGACAGGGCGGGUAUGACCUCCACUGGGGCGGAGCUGGAACAGCACCUGGUCACUUUGAGGGGAUCCCAGGAGGAACUGCAGGAAGCUGCGAACCUAAUCUCUACACUGCUCCAGGAAUUGAGUGACAUCAGUGAAGGACUGAGUGUGUUUGAAAGACUAUUUCUGGAUGAUCAGUUGAAGAAUCUUCAGACAAGGGUUGGCCAAACACAGAGGUUCGUUGAGAAUACAUGUAGGGAAGUAGAACACAAGUUAAAUUUUGUGAGGGCAUUCCAGGAAAAAGUAUCUGUACUUCAGAAGGAAGUUGACAGUAUACAGCACAGCAAACUUCUGCUUCAUCAAGCAACAGACCAAGAUACUAAAAAAGAGCUUCAUGGUCUUAAAGAUAGACUCAUGAGUGUUCAGCGUUGCAUCUUACAAGUAUUGAAGCUUAAAGAAGUGUUUGACUGCAUGGGACUAACAUGGGAUCAUCCACAACUUGACCAACUGCAAGUCCAAAUACUUGAGAAAGAAACACGACUUGAGGAACAGAUUAAGCAAUUGGAUGUGCUGGUGGCAGAGCGCAACAGGUGUCAGGAGGCACUAAGUAAGAUGAAGUCUGUGGACUGGCACAUUAAGAAGAGGGCCGAAGCCCUUGGAAAUGCUGCAGAUACUUCACCAGAAACGUAUCUGCUCGAUGCUCAGAUUCUAAACCAGAGAAUCGAGAAGGCCAAGUGCUUCCAUGAUGAGAUGAUAAGGAAAUUAAGUGAAAGUGAGGCCUUCGAGGAUGCAUUCAAAGAGAAAGAAAUAGAACAAAUCAUGCAAAAUGCGAAAGACAAUGAGAAAUUACACAGGCUUCUCCAAAACACGAUACUAGAGUCGCAGCCAAAAGAAAUAGAUGAAAAGACUCUUCAGGACACGCUAGAAAAUUCUUUACGUACUUUAAAUCAGAUAAAAUCUCAGUUGCAACAGCCUCUAGUUAUAGACCCAGACAUUACACAUAUUCAGAAUGAAAAGGACAAUUGUGAAGCUUGGCAAGAGCGAGUUCAGGCAGGAGUGCACAUUCUUAAAGCUGUGGUUGUCCCUGAGAAAGCAGAAGGGGAACGCCCACAUGCAAUGAGUGAUGUGGAUACAAAACUGGCCGACAUUGAAGAUCUUCAAACGCAGCUUAGCGCAAGCAUUGAUUUGCGCACGAAUCUGUUGAAUGAGGCUUAUGAAAAUGUCAUAUGCUACAAUGAAGCCGUCACCAGGGCAGCAGGGCUCAUCGCCUCCCUUGGAACCAUCCAGGCCUCCCAGACAGCUGACCUGGAUAAUCCGGAAGAAUCCCUGGCCAUGCUUCGCCACAAGCAGGAGGAGCUGGAAUAUACCCUGGCAGACAUCCAGGGCCUCGCCGCCAGGCUGGGAGCAGUCUGCAGCCCCCAGGCCAACCUGCAGGUGCAGGGCACCUUGCAAGAUUUGGUUUCUAAGAAGUCGGCCCUGCAGGAGGCAGCCAGAGAAGCAGAGGCAAAGCUGGAAAGGUAUCUCCAGAAUUAUAAGAACUAUGGGAAAAUUAAAGAAAAAAUUUGCGCUCACCUCGGGAAAAUGAGGACAGUGCUUGGGCAGUCCAUCUUCCCAUUGCCAGUGUCUUACAAAGCGGCCUUGGAGCGCCUGGAGCAGAGCAAGGUUUUGUUAACGAGCGUUGAAUCAGUCAAGGAAGACCUCGUGAAGCUGCGCCAGGUCAUCAGGCACCUGAGCCCCAGGUGCACAGGAAGGGUCGGUGUCCUCGCGCAGUGGGCUCUGUCGGCUCUGUGGGAGGAAUGGCUGAGGUUGCUGGAAGCUGCCAGAGCGUGGGAGACAUGGAGUGAAAGCCUGAAGCAGAGCUGGAAAUUUGUCAGUCAAGAAAUUGAGCGAGAAGCAAUUAUUUUGGAUAAUCUUCAAGAGGAACUUCCAGAAGUUUCCAGAACAAGAGAGGCAGCCUCCCAGGAGGAGCUCUCUGAGCUGUCGGAGAGUCUGUGCCGGUACAAGCAGCAGGUGGAGAAGCAGCAGCUGCUCCUGAGUCUGCUGCUGGAGCGCCUCAAGGGUGUCCAGACUGUCCCUGAGAGCCCCAGGGCCCUGGGGACCUUCCCAGCCCUGCAAGAGAUCACGGCCAUGCAAGAACGCUGCAACACGCUUUUUCAGAAAGCUCAAAAAAGUCAGGAAUUGGUACAGACCGAGAUCCAAGACAGACACUCCUUCACAAAGGAAAUAAUUGCCCUGAAGCGCUUGUUUCAACAGACAGCAGCUUCCUUCCAAAACCUGUCGGCCCAGGAGCACCCAGAAGAGGCGGGACGGCUGGAGGAGCUUCAGAGCAUUCUUAAGGAAGGAAGGCAAACCUUGGAGAGGCUCAUGGAGAAGCUGCGGAUCAAGUACUCUGAGAUGUACACCAUCGUGCCUGCUGAGAUGAGCUCCCAGGUGGAGGAAUGCCAGAAAGCUCUGGAAGACCUCGAUGAGAAGAUCAGCAAUGAAGUCAGGAAAAGCUCCCCGUCGUAUGCAAUGCAUAGAAAAAUCGAAGAAAUUAACAGUGGGCUUCAACAUGUUGAAAAGAUGCUGCAGCAGAAAAGCAAAGAUAUUGAGGAAGCUCAAGAGAUCCAGAAGAAAAUGUGGGAUGAGCUAGACCUCUGGCAUGCCAGGCUCAAUGAGCUGGAUGCUGAAGUGCAGGACAUCGUCGAACAGGACCCAGGACAGGCUCAGGAAUGGAUGGACCACCUGAUGACUCCUCUGCAACUGUAUCAGCAAGUGUCGCAGGGAGCAGAAUGGAGAACCUCGCAAUUAAACAAGGCCACGGUUAAGAUGGAGGAGUACAGUGAGCUUGUGAAGAGCACUGAGGCUUGGAUAGGGAAUAUCAGCCGUCUACUGGCCAAUCCCGCCAACUACGACUCUGCCAGGACACUGAGUCAUCAUGCCAGCACCCUCCAGAUGGCUUUGGAAGACUCGGAACAGAAGCUCAAUCUGUUACAUUCUAUUUUCACGGAUCUGGAGGACUUCUCUGCAAUUUUCGAUACGGAUGAGCUCACACAGUCCAUCCAGGAGCUGAGUGGUCAAGUGACUGCUUUACAGCAAAAAUUGAUGGAAAGCCUUCCCCAGAUUCAGCGGAUGGCUGAUGAUGUGGUUGCUAUAGAAUCCGAAGUCAAAUCAAUGGAGAAGAAAGUUUCUAAAAUCAAAACUAUCCUAUUAUCAAAAGAAAUAUUUGACUUUUCGCCUGAAGAGCAUCUGAAACAUGGGGAGGUCAUACUUGAAAAUCUACGACCCAUGAAGAAAACCAUCGCCGAGAUAAUGUCUUACCAGGUGGAACUGAGGCUGCCCCAGGCGGAGAUGAAACCCCUGCCCGUCUUCCUACGCACCAGCCAGCUUCUACAAGAUGUCAAGCUGCUGGAGAAUAUGACUCAGGAACAAAAUGAGCUAUUGAAGGUAGUCAUAAACCAGACUAAUGAAUAUGAUGAAGAAAUAAAGAAUUUCAAAGAGAUCUUAAAUAAUUACUCAGAUGACGUCUCCCCUGAACACCAGGCUGGCAACCUGCCACAAAUUCAGGGAGAAAUCGAACAGGUGGAAAUGCAAAUCCUGAGUUUAAACCAGAAGAAAGAAGAGCUGCUGGUGGACUUGAAGGCAGCCGUCCUAAACCUCCAAGAGCACUUGAAGCAAGAACAAGAAGAAGUAGGAGGAGAGUUGCUUCCAGCGAGAGUGUCCGAGGAGGGUGGCAUGGCCGAGAGGGAUGCCCCUGACUGGCAGCUUAACCGAAGAGGCUCCAUGUCCUUCCUGCCAGUGGUCAAGGAGGAGGCCGAAGAAGGUUCCGUGAAGAGUGAAGAUGGAGAUAAGAAGACAGAGCCCUCUUCCGCUUCUUGGUCUUCAGUCUGGAAGCAUGACAGUGAUGAGGAGGAAGACCGGGCGUCCUCCUCCUCGGCGACACUCAUACAGGAAGCUGAUGGAAAAAUAAGCACCUGUGAUAGUUCCAUGGUACAGAGUCUUGCACCAGCCUCACCAAACACUGAACAAGGCACAGAAUUUUCCCCAGGGCCCAGCCAAACAGAAGAGGGUGCCACACCUCCCAUCGAGGCUUUGGACUUCCCUGACGAGCCAGGAGCCGCUGGGGCCACGGUGGGAAAAGGUGGGCCUGAGCCUGCUCAACUCCUCCAUGCCUGCAAGAGCCGGGUAGCCGAGCUGGAGCUGUGGCUGCAACAAGCCAGCGUGGCAUUCGAGCCGGAAACAUUAAACGCCGACAUGCAGCAGGUGGUGGAGCAGCAGCUGGUCGGGUGCCAGGCUAUGCUCAUAGACAUCGAGCACAAAGUUGCCUCUUUGUUGGAGACCUGCAAAGAGCAGGGCCUGGGCGAGAGUGGAGCCAUCCAGUACGAAGCCGAAGCUCUUUCCCUGAAGCUCUCAACUGUCAGGUGUGACCUGGAGAAGGUGCAGGCGGUGCUGCAGCAGAGGUGCAGUGAGGACCAGAAACCUCCAGAACAUCAAAAUGCGCUGCAGCCAGGUGACCUUUCUGAGUUGGAACCUCUGGUAAUCGAAAGACCACAGUUCAGCAGACAGAAGGAUGUCCAGCCACAGCAGGUUCUUGAGCUAAAACCACUGGACCAGAAAAACUUGAUCAAGUUCAUAGAAGUAAAUGCUAAGAAAAUGGGUCCCCAGUGUUGCCAACGUGAUAAAGAUAUAGCUUCCCAGGAGUCCUCUGAGAGCAACAGGGACUCUCACCCUGAAAGUGGUGUCCCCAACAUGUCACCCGAGGGCCAGGUUGGAGAUAAAUGGCUAUAUCUGCACCGAGAACUGUCAGCCCAAAGCAGGCCACCCUUGCCUCAGCUCGUGGAGCCACAGGUUGCUGCUACUAUGAACAUUCUGCCCAGUGUGAGUGUGUAUAACUUUAGAUACCCAACAGCCGAAGAACUGGAAACCUACACCACGCAACUCGAAGACCUACAUCAAGAAGCAAGUCAUCUUCAGACACAGGAACACAUGACAGACGACAAUUACAUCAAUUUGGAGAAGAAAUUGUUUGACCUGUUUCUGGCCCUGAGUCAGUGCCUUGGCAGUGUGGAGGAGCUGCUGCACACACCUGGGCUUUUCAGAGAGGACCUUGCAGCCCAGCAGGCGCACCACGAGGCCCUAGCUCUGGAGUUGAAGAAACUUCAUUUAGCCCUGAAUGGUAAGAAAGAUAAUCUUGUGAAAGCCAUGACGUUUCCUGGCAGGAGCCCCAGCUUGCUCCCUGAAUGUUUCCAACACCUCCAAGCCCGUCUGGAGCUCAUGCAGGUGACAGCCAGCUCUAAAAGCCAGUCUCUAAAAGCCGGCCUUGACUACAACCGCAGCUACCAGAACGAAAUAAAGCGAUUGUAUGAUCAGCUCAUCCAGAAAAAGGCAGCUUUGCAGCAGUCUUUGAAUGAAAUUGGCGGCCAGCAUGUCGGGGAACAGCUGCAGAAAGCAGACGCACACAUGGCGGAGCUGCAGAACUCCGAGAGCCAAGUGGCCAAGCUCAGAAACCAAGGGGAGAGGCUUCACCUGCCUUACGCUGUACUCCAGGAGGUUUUCAAGUUGGAGGAUGUUCUCGAUGGAAUGUGGGCACUCCUCAGACACAGGUGCUCAGAUCUCAGCGGCCCCUUGAUUGCAGAGAGCCAGCACGAGGCCUUGCUGCAAGGCAUGGCGGAGCUCGUGCGUAUUGGGAAGGAAAAGCUCUCUGCUGACCACCUCCGGCCAGCCAAGAGCAAGGCCGCUCUGCAGGCACAGGUGCUACAUCAUAAGGUUUUCUUCCAGAAGCUUCUUGCUGACAUGUUGUUCAUCCAAACAUACUGUGCCAAAGUGUCUCCUUCUUUGGUGCAGAACAGAGAGACAUUUUGGGCCGAACAAGUCACACAAGUUAAAUUACUACAGCAAGAGUCAUGCCAGCGUGGCACACUGCUGCAGAGUCUGCUCCAGAAAUGGGAAGAGUUUGAUGCGAACUAUGCGUGUCUUGAGAAGGAUCUGGAGAUUCUCCUAUCUACACUGCCCUCCGUGAGUUUGGUGGAAGAGACGGAGGAAAGAUUAGUGGAACGGAUCUCGCUUUACCAGCAAAUAAAAAGGAACCUAGAUGGGAAGCAUGCCCGACUUUACCAGACCCUGAGCGAGGGCAAACAGCUGGUGGGGGCUGUGAGCUGUGCUGAACUCGGAGGCCAGAUGGCCAAGCUGGAGGAACAGUGGCUGUCCCUGGACAAGAAGAUUGACCAGGAACUGCACCGCCUGCAGACCCUGCUGAAACACCUGCUCAGUUAUAACAGAGACUCAGAUGAGCUCACCCGGUGGCUGGGAUCUGCACAGCAAACUCUGAAUCACUGGAAAGAACGGUCCCUCGAUGUGUCUCAGGACCUGGAGACCGUCAGAAGCAACAUCAGCAGCUUCUUCGAGUUUGCAAAGGAGGUAGACGAGAAGUCCUCCCUGAAGACGGCUGUCCUCAGCACUGGCAACCAACUUCUGCAUCUGAAAGAGGCCGACACGGCCACGCUGAGAGCUUGCUUAGCCCAGUUUGAACAAAAAUGGACGCUGCUCAUAACUCAGCUUCCAGAUAUUCAAGAAAAACUUCACCAGCUCCAGAUGGAGAAACUGCCAUCUCGCAAAGCCAUCACAGAGAUGAUCAGCUGGAUGGACACCGUGCAGCGUGCAGAUGAAGGCGCCGAACUUUGUCCAAGUUCCACGUCACAAGUUAGAAGUCUUCUUCAGAAGCACAAAGAGUGUAGAAUGGAAAUGGACUAUAAGCAGUGGAUAGUGGACUUCGUGAACCAGUCACUGCUUCAGUUAAGCACCUGUGACGUGGAAAGCAAGCGCUAUGAGAGGACGGCAUUUGCUGAGGACCUGGGGGAGAUGAACCGGCAGUGGCACCAAGUUCACGGAGCCCUCACCAGAAAGAUACAACAUCUGGAACAACUUUUGGAAGGGAUCACUGAGAGUGAGAACAAAAUACAGCUUUUGAACAGCUGGCUGGAGGCUCAGGAGGAGAGGCUGCACGCUUUGCAGAGACUGGAGGGCGUGGCCUCGCUGGAGAGGCUGCUGCUGGACUGUCAGGAUAUAGAAAAUCAACUUGAGAUGAAAUCCAAAGCACUGGAUGAGUUAAGACAAAGUUCCCUGACUUUGGAGAGUGGAACAACGCCGUUGUUAGAAGAUAUGGUGUCUAAAAUCGAUGAAUUGCUUCGAAGGAGGGACAGCGUUAUCAAUCAGAUCCAUCAGCUCAAAAACUCCAUGGAGUCGGUGCUGCAGGAGUGGAGGACCUGUGGGAAGCUCUAUGAGGAGGCAAAUGUCAUGACCAUCCGCUUCUGGUAUUGCCUGGAGCACAGCCAGCCUGCGGUUUUAUCACCGGAAGCCUUGAGAUGCCAGGUGCAGAACCUUCAGGCGCUUCAGGACGAAGCUGAGAGCAGUGAAGGGAGCUGGGAGAAACUCCAGGAGAUGGUUGGUAAACUCAAAGUUGUCUGCCCCUCCAUGGCUGAAAUCAUGGAAGAAAAAUACCAAGCUACACAUGCCAGGUGGACCCAGGUCAACCAGGAGGUGGCCGAGCAGUUACAGAAGGCGCAGAGCAUGCUCCAGCUCUGGAAGACGUACCGCAGUGCUCAUUCAGAAGCCACAGCAAAGCUGGAGCAGCAGGAAGUGAAGUUCCAGCAGCUGGCCAACAUCAACAUGUCUGCAAGCAACCAGGCAGAGACCCUGCCCUGGGCCCUGCAAAACAUAAAGGAGCUGCGGCACAAUGUGCAGAAGACGAGAGAAGAAUUUUUCAAAAUUUCUACUCCCUUGGACCGACUCCCGCAACCUGCAGAGUCCAGCACCCACGCGUUCCUCUCUGGCCAACCCCACAUCCUCCAGAGGGCAGCUUAUUUGGAAAAGAUGCUGCUUAGAAGAGCCAGUGACUUUGAGUUUGUUCUCUCACAGUUUAAGGAUUUUGAGGAUCAACUAGGAUCUUUGAAAGCUCUUAUUGAACAGGAGGAAGAGAAUUUGAAUAAACUUGACUCACAAAAAAAAGAGGACACCCCUGACUUACUGCUGAAGCACGUGCUGGCCCUGACAGCCCACUCUCCUGAUAUUGAACGUCUGAACGACCUGAGCCUGAAGCUCCCGCUCAGCGAGGUGGACGUGAAGACGCUGCAGAAAGUAAACCGUCACUGGAUCCGAGCCACAGCCACGGCGCUGGACCGCUACAGUGAACUGCAAGGCAUUGCAUUGAAUGAAAACUUUGUUUAUUGCUGUGAAAAGUGGGUCCAGCUUUUGGAGAAGGUAGAAGAGAAGCUUGGAGCAAGCGUGGGUGACAGCCUUCCCGCCCUGCUGGAGCAGCAGAAAGCGCUUGAGAUGUUAGAAGCCGAAGUGUCUGUACACCAGGCAGUUGCUGAUACUUACAUAACUCAGGCCUUGCAACUGCUGGACACAGAGGAAGUCAAGAGGAGACCUGAAUUUGUUUCAGAAUUCUCGGAGCUGGUGGACCGCUGGCAGCGAGCUGCCCAAGGUGUCCGGGAGAGGAAGCGUGAGGUGGAGGGGCUGCUGCGCCAGUGGCAGUACUUCACAGCCUCCGCAGAGGGCUUGCUCCGCUUCCUGGCCGACACAGGCCACCUGCUGUCUGCCCUGGAGGGGCAGGACUGCUACAGCCUCUGCCAAGCCAGGAGUCUGAUCCAGGAGCUGAAGAACAAAGAAAUCCACUUUCAGAGAUGGAAAACCACCUAUGCACUAACGCUGGAAGCUGGAGACAAGUUGAAGAACAUAAGUAACCUGGAAACGAAGGAGUCGGUGGACAGGAGCCUGAGCCGGCUGCAGACCAGCUGGGAGGAUGCGGCUCUCCGCCUAGGGGAGGCCGGGAAGCAGCUCCAGGGCAUGGUGCAGACCUGGGAGCAGUGUGCAAAGAAGAUGCAGGAGUUGAAAAGCAGGUUGCAAGUUUGCAAGGCACAAAGCAGCAGCCCCCUUCCCGAACUUCAUGAAGACCUCCAGAAAGAGAGAGAGCACGUUAAGGAUCUGGAGAAGACCCUGGCAAGCUGGACUCAGCCCUGGCGAGAGCUUGAGGCCAUGAAGGCGGACGUGAGCCGGCGCGCCCUGGCAGACGACGCGAUGGUGCUGAGCGAGCAGAUGGAGCACUUGCACAGACAAUGGGACGAUCUCUGCUUGCGAGUGGCCAUGCGCAAGCAGGAGAUUGAAGACAGACUCAAUUCGUGGAUCCUCUUCAAUGAGAAGAACAAGGAGUUAUGUGCCUGGCUGGUGCAGAUGGAGAACAAAGUGCUGCAGACAGCAGACAUCAGCAUCGAGGAGAUGAUCGACAAGUUACAGAAGGACUGCAUGGAAGAAAUAAACCUGUUUAGUGAAAAUAAGUUACGGUUAAAGCAAAUGGGGGACCAGCUAAUCAAGGCAAGCAACAAGACCCAAGCAGUGGAGAUCGAUGACAAACUCAACAAAAUCAAUGACCGUUGGCAACACCUUUUUGAUGUCAUUGGCUCAAGGGUGAAGAAGCUGAAGGAGACGUUGGCUUUUAUCCAGCAGUUAGACAGAAACAUGAGCAACCUUCGCACCUGGCUGGCUCGCAUCGAGUCUGAGCUGUCCAAGCCCGUUGUGUAUGACGUGUGCAACGAUCAAGAGAUCCAGAAGCGGCUCGCCGAGCAGCAGGAUCUGCAGCGCGAUAUUGAGCAGCACAGCGCAGGGGUGGAGUCCGUGUUUAACAUCUGCGAUGUCCUGUUACAUGACUCUGACGCCUGCGCCAAUGAGACCGAGUGCGACUCCAUCCAGCAGACCACCAGGAGCUUGGACAGGCGCUGGAGGAAUAUCUGCGCCAUGUCCAUGGAGCGGCGCAUGAAGAUUGAGGAGACAUGGCGUCUGUGGCAGAAGUUCUCAGAUGACUAUUCCCGCUUCGAGGACUGGCUGCAGUCAGCCGAGAGGACGGCGGCCUGCCCCAACUCCUCCGAGGUGCUGUACACCAACGCCAAGGAAGAACUGAAGAGGUUUGAGGCCUUCCAGCGGCAGAUCCACGAGAGGCUCACGCAGCUGGAGCUCAUCAACAAGCAGUACCGGCGCCUGGCGCGGGAGAACCGAACGGACACGGCCAGCAAGCUGAAGCAGAUGGUCCACGAGGGCAACCAGCGCUGGGACAACCUCCAGCGCCGGGUCACGGCCGUGCUGCGGCGGCUCCGGCAUUUCACCAACCAGAGGGAGGAAUUUGAGGGGACCAGGGAGAGCAUCCUGGUGUGGCUCACAGAGAUGGAUCUGCAGCUGACCAACGUGGAGCACUUCUCUGAGAGUGACGCAGAUGACAAGAUCCGCCAGCUCAACGGCUUCCAGCAGGAGAUUACAUUGAACACCAACAAGAUCGACCAGCUCAUCGUGUUUGGGGAGCAGCUAAUUCAGAAGAGUGAGCCGCUCGAUGCGGUGCUGAUUGAAGACGAACUGGAGGAGCUGCACCGGUACUGUCAAGAAGUGUUCGGCAGAGUGUCCCGGUUCCACCAGCGGCUGACCUCCCAUGCUCCCGGCUUAGAAGAUGAAAAAGAGGCCUCAGAGACUGAAACAGACCUCGAAGACCCCCGAGAGAUCCCCACGAACUCUUGGCACAAAAGAGGGGAGAACGAAGAGCCCUCACCUCCCCAGUCCCUCUGUCACCUGGUGCCCUUGGCUCCGGGGCACGAGCGGUCUGGCUGUGAGACCCCAGUCAGCGUGGACUCGAUCCCUCUAGAAUGGGACCACACAGGGGACGUAGGUGGCUCCUCAUCUCACGAAGAGGAGGAGGAGGGUCCUUUCUACAGCGCGCUGUCAGAUGUAGAAAUCCCUGAAAAUCCUGAGGCCUAUCUUAAAAUGACCACAAAAACUUUGCAAGCGUCUUCUGGUAAAUCCAUGUCUGAGGGCCACGCGUGGCAUGUUCCGGAGAGCCCACCCUGUCCUAAGCCUCGCUACGAACAGAUGGAAGGUGAUACCAGUGGACAGCCCAUCCCUACAGAUUCCAGCACCCCUUAUAAACCGACCUGUGUAAAGCCGCUGUUACGUCCAGGUGCUGACGGGGGUAAGGAAGUCGCAACUGUCUUGAAUGGCAGCCCCCAACAGGAGGACACGGGGAUGUCAGGUGCCUUUGACAGAUGGGAGCUUAUCCAAACCCAGGAGCUGCACAGCAAACUCAGAAGGAAGCAGAGCUUGCAGCAGCUGAACACAAACAUCCGUGACAUCACCACAUGGCUGGCAAACACCGAAGCGGAGGUGGCCUCACUGAAGACAGCCAAACCUCCCUCCGACCUCCAGGAAAUGGGGCUGCGAGUGCAGAAACUGCAGGAAAUAAUCAAGGCCUUUGACACCUACAAGGCAUUGCUGGGCUCGGCGCACACGAGCAGCAAGGACUGUCUGUCCGGUGAGAGCGCCGAGGUGGUGGAGCUCCGGAGCCGACUCCAGCAGCUGAGCGUGCGCUGGGAGGAGGCCCAGGGCGCCGUGGACAGCUGGCGUGCGGGCUUAAGGCAGUCGCUCAUGCAGUGCCAGGAUUUCCACCAGCUGAGUCACCGCUUGCUGCUGUGGCUGGCCAGCGCUGAGCACCGGAGGCAGAGGGCCCAUGUCGCCGACCCCGAGGCCGACCCCCAGGUUCUCCUGGAGUGUCAGAAAGAGCUCAAGCAACUGGAGGAGGAGCUGCUGGACCACCAGCCGCAGGUGAACUCCCUACGGGAGAUUGCCAGCAGCCUUCUUGCCAAGGGGUCCGGAGACGACUACAUCGAGGCUGAGGAGAAGGUGCACGUCAUUGAGAAGAAACUAAAGCAGUUACUGGAGCAGGUGGCCCAAGACCUGAUGUCCUUGCAGGGAAACCCGAACCCAGAUGCACCCCUGCCUGCCUCGGACGAGGCGAGCCAGCGGCCUUCAGCAGCAGCCGGGCCAGCUCCCCAGGUGAAGGUGGGAGUGGAGGGGACGGCGAGAAGUCGGAGGCAGGCAGAGAGCAGGACGCCAGGCCCCGCGCCGGACCCCACGCCAGACCCCAGCAGCUCCCGGCCCCAGCGCUCCUUCGUCUCCCGGGUGCUGAGGGCCGCACUGCCCCUCCAGCUGCUGCUGCUCCUGCUCCUGCUGCUCGCCUGCCUGCUGCCCUCCUCCGAGGAGGACUACAGCUGCACCCAGGCCAACAACUUCGCCCGCUCCUUCUACCCCAUGCUGCGGUACACCAACGGGCCACCACCUACCUAGGAGAGGAGGCCGGGGACCCUGCUGGGACACACACAACCAACCCGUCUGU